UGCCCUCUUGACGUCAGAGGGGGAGUUCUGUGAUCAGAACUUCCUCACACAUUUGAUUUGACUUAUUUUGUCUCAUCGCUACGGACGCUUGGGAGGAAUGAGGUUUAGCCUCAGUCUCGCAUAUCUCUUUUCGUACAACUUGCUUCAGUUCUAUGGACACACAUGGAUUUUCACAAACAUGACAGCCAGAUUUCUCUCUUUUGGGGAAGAUGCCCAGGCUGGCACCUUCUACUUUGUGGGCGUUAUGAUGGGUGCUUGUCAGCUUCUGUCUUUGUUAGAACUGUUUCAUAUUGCAGAUGGUUUUGAGGAGUGCAGACUUUUCCCUCGCUUCAUGCAGGUAAUGGAGAGAAAUGUCCUUCUGUUUCUCCUCAUCAGUCUGGAAGAGUUUCAGAGUAAACCAGUCGUGUGUGUGCAGUUUUAUCUGUGGAAUAUACUGGGCCUUCUAAGGUAUCCACAUGAGUUAUUUUGCCUUAUAGGCACACCAUAUUUUAAAAUGCUAUGGGUGCAUCAAACACUCUCGAUCCCAGUGUACUUGCUGUCUGCUGUCACAGAAGGAAUAAGCAUUUUGCAUAUGUUGCCAUACUUGUCCGAGUCUGAAGGAAUGGAUUCGGUGCGGCUUAAAGUACCUGCAUCAAUAUUCAUUUAUUCCCCAUACAUUCUUAUGGGUUGGUUACUUCUUCUUGUAUUAGGAUCCAGUUUAACAGUACUACUCUUGCUGAAGGAAAGGAAGGAGGAUCUUGAGAGCUGGAAUAAGAAACUGAAGAAAGACUAACCAGAGAAAUUAUCAGUACAGGUUCUCCUUUUCACCAGUGCCAAACAUUUUAACCUUAGGAGUAUUAAUUGGAGGCGGAGUGGCUUGUUGAACUCCGCCCUGUGUCGAAACACAAUUAUGUUUGUUUGUUCAGUGUUACAAUUGUAAGUAUUUACAGUUUUUUUGAAUUGCUAAUACACAUUUCUUAAAAC
Molecule: messenger RNA, 963 nt
Organism: Sinocyclocheilus anshuiensis
Lineage: Eukaryota; Metazoa; Chordata; Actinopteri; Cypriniformes; Cyprinidae
Gene: hacd4
Product: 3-hydroxyacyl-CoA dehydratase 4
Exons: 7
Coding region: 98-772 (224 amino acids)
Biological process (GO): fatty acid elongation; very long-chain fatty acid biosynthetic process; sphingolipid biosynthetic process
Cellular component (GO): endoplasmic reticulum membrane
Molecular function (GO): 3-hydroxyacyl-CoA dehydratase activity
Source: RefSeq, a predicted model, not a curated record